AUGGAGAAUUUUAACUAUGGAUAUGGAGAGACUCCGUAUUAUGGUUAUGAUUCUGAAUAUGGAGAUUAUCCUACAUAUCAAGAAGAUCCGUACUCUUGGAACAAUUUGUUUUCUGAUCCUUACUAUGGUUGUGAUUAUCAAGGGUAUUCAUUUGAUGCUGGGUACAAUUCUGGUUUUGAGAGUGCGUAUAUGAGUCCUAAGAUGUUGUCAUGUUUGGAGAGAAUUGAUAAAUUGCUGGAUGACAUCGAGAAGAAAAAUGCUUCAUAUUUCUCUCAAGAGGAUUGUUACCACUCAAAUGCAUCAGUAUAUCAACCACCACCUUCUCAACCCACUCUAAGAGAGUUAGCAGCUCGUCAACCUACUCUGAGAGAGCUAGCAGCCUUACAGUCAUCACCUUGUCAACCCACGUUGAAAACGUUAGGAUCUUCGUAUCAACAGCCACCUACUCAACCUCAACUUACUGAUAGAGAGGCAACUCUUCGAGAUUUUCAAAGUGAAAAAGGCCAACAACUUAUCGAAGAGGUCAAUCAAUAUAGGUGGAGUGUGGGUUUGCCGGAAUAUGAUCCUAUAGGAAAUUUGCUUAAAUUGAAUAAGAACGAGAAGAUUUCUGAAGAUGAUUCAUUCGUCCAGUCUCCCCAUCCACCAUCUGAAACUGAGCUUGAAUGUGAAGAAUUAGAAGAGACCAAAGAGAUUAACAGUCCAUAUAUUCCAAGUUCUCCUGAUUCUUCUGGUAUAUACAUAAUAGUUAAGCAUGAUGCGCUCAUUCUGAGAGUUGGUGACAAAAAUGUUGAUCAAGAUGAUUUUGAUGAGAAUAACAUUCCUAUAGUUUCAAAAGAAGGGUUUGAAGUAGACACACGUGGUGAGGUUUUCCCUAGUAUAAGAGAUUUUGAGGACCACAUGUGUCUACUUCAAACCCUUCUUUUGAAACUAUAG
This is a messenger RNA of Oldenlandia corymbosa var. corymbosa, 933 nucleotides long. The record is from the annotation of a GenBank genome assembly. NCBI's taxonomy places the organism in Eukaryota, Viridiplantae, Streptophyta, Magnoliopsida, Gentianales, Rubiaceae.